CUGUCACCAAAACGCAACAAUACACUACACGAUUCACGGUCAACUUAUCUCCUAUCUGUUUACGAUUUCAAUUUCUAUUUUUACCAGUGUAAUCUAUUUUUUAUAUAAAUAUUAAGACUGAUCUAACAAGAAAAUGAAGCAAAAACCACAAAAUACAGCGAGAUAAGUACAAAUUUAUUUAUAGAACCUCACAGGUUAACUUUGGGAUAGGUCAUCGAGAUUCUUUGAACACUUUCUGGUAAACAAUGAACAUAACAAGAUUGCAUGUGACAAAGCAGCUUCUAAAUUACGUACGACUUAUGAAUAACGUUCAAAGGCUACAGAGAUUGAAUCCAAGCUGUGGUUAUUACUCCACAUUUACAUUAGAUGCAUUUACAAGCGAGAUAUUUGAAAGGCAUAAGUCAUUAAGAUAUCAGAACAAUGACUUUCCUGAGACGAGAGUACAGCACUACACGUCCGCCCAUGAUGCUGGAAGUCUACCCAACCUAACAAGCACGGAGCUGGAGAAUGUAUUUUCCGAUCUACUUACUAAAAACAAACACACAGAGAUUGAAGAACUGGUUGUAAAAUGUCAGAAUUAUCGUAAACUUCUAACAUAUGCUACUGUUAAAAAGCUCUUUAGAUACUACAGCAUGAAUGGCAAGCCUCAGAUGGUUGCUAUAUUACAAAAUUACUGUGCAACAGUGGAUCCUAAGUCCUACAGAACAAAUGGAGAGUUUUUACACUAUUUAGCAAAAGCAGAAUGCAUUAAAGGUAACUCUGAAAAAGGGCUGUCAAUACUAAAGAGUUCUUAUAAGAAAUAUACUAGUCUAAGGAGUUUUUAUAGGAUAAUAUUUAGAGAAUUAAUACAAGACUCAGUAUUGAAUAGAUCGGAAGCGUCUUUAGUUAUAUUUAAGAAGUAUGUAAUGGAGUUUAGUGAAGAAUGGUCAGACCAUUACCCGCUAGUCUGCUUCUGGCAUAUUUGUUGGGCGAGCUCUUGGUUUUCUGACCAGAUGUUGGGCAAUGAACUUCUGGAGAUGUCUGAUGUUCUUCUGGAUAUUGUAGCAGACAAAGCUACAGCAUUCAGCAUAAUGGCACUAAAAGAUUACAAUGAAGAUGCAGUUGUCAGACUGUUGCAAACACUCCUCAAGUAUGACAUGAUGAAGGAGUAUGUGGCCGUUCUUCAAGUAUUUUUCAAUUAUAAGUUAAGGAACAGAGAUAUUCGUGGGUGUACAGAGAUUAUAAGAAACUGCGAAGCUCUCGGUGUGAAGCUACCUUCAGACCAGCAAGGCCGGUACAUCAAGAUGCUCAUAACCGGCGGGAAGACCAUGUUGCCCAAGGAACCCGCGAAGACAGCAUCUAAAGACUUCAAACUUAAGUUUUAGUAUUUUUCUACAGUUCCUUUUAGAAUCGUGUGUAAAUAAUAUUUUGUAUUGUA
Molecule: messenger RNA, 1417 nt
Organism: Helicoverpa armigera (cotton bollworm)
Lineage: Eukaryota; Metazoa; Arthropoda; Insecta; Lepidoptera; Noctuidae
Exons: 3
Coding region: 246-1364 (372 amino acids)
Source: RefSeq, a predicted model, not a curated record